AUGACCCACAUAGAGCUAACACAUAAAGAUCGGGCAUUUGCUGCUACGGCUGGAAUAUCUGGAACACCUCGUACUACUCCACCUGCUACACCACCACGAAGUAGUAGUGACGUGGAUCUGCGUUCCAAUGAAGGACUUUCAUUACCACGAUCAGCAUAUUUGAUCAUAUUUGUUGAAGGAUGUGAACGUUUUUGUUAUUAUGGUCUUAAAACAGUUUUGCUUCUUUAUUUCAUGCAUUUUAUUCACUUAAAUAAAGAUUCGGCAACAUCAGGUUAUCAUUUAUUUUCAUUUGCAUGUUAUUUUACACCAACUAUUGGAGCUAUUAUAUCGGAUGGUUUUAUUGGUCGUUAUUGGACUAUUGUCAUUUUAUCACUUGUUUAUUUUAUUGGAACAGUGGUUUUAACAGUAACAGCAGUACCAGCUAUUGGUGGCAAAGAAUUAUUUGGACCAGCAAUCGGUUUAGCAUUAAUUUCUUUCGGAACAGGUGGUAUUAAACCGUGUGUUAGUGCUUUUGGAGCCGAUCAAAUAUCACUGACCAAUCCGAGAAGAUUAAGUCGAUUUUUUGCUUUCUUCUACUUUGCAAUUAAUUCUGGUUCAUUACUUUCGACUAUAAUAACACCAAUACUUCGAAGUCAAGUUCAUUGCUUUGGUUAUGACUGUUAUACAUUAGCUUUUGGUGUUCCAUCAUUAUUAAUGUUAAUAGCUAUUAUAAUAUUUAUUGCGGGUACAUCAUUAUAUAAACGUGUUCCACCAAAAGAAAAUAUAAUUGUUAGAUUUAUAGCUGUUAUUUUGCGAGCAAUACGAAAUGCAAUAUGUCGCUCAUCAUCAGGACCAAAAGAACACUGGAUCUAUUAUGCUGACGAUAAAUAUAGUACUCAGGAUAUGGACGAUGUUCGUUCUGUUCUUAGUGUUUGUCUUUUAUUUACUCCAAUUCCAGUUUUUCAUGCUUUAUUUAAUCAAUCAGGUUCACGUUGGACAUAUCAAGCAUCAUUAAUGAAUGGAAGUCUUGGCCCAUUAGGUACAAUACAACCUGAUCAAAUGCAAGCAUUAAAUAGUUUAUUCGUACUUCUAUUCAUUCCACUUUUUGAAGAAGUUAUUUAUCCAGCAUGUGCUCGUUGUAAUUUUUUAAUAAGACCUUUACAACGAAUGUUUCUUGGAAUGAUUGUUAUGGUGUUUGCUUUCAUUGCUGCAGGCAUUAUUCAAAUAGCCAUUCAAUCAAAAGCAAAUGCAAUUCCAGUUCGUUUUCAUACACAAAUAUUUAAUAAUUAUGAUUGUGCAAUAAAUAUUAAUUCUAAUUAUUCACUCGAACCGAAAAAAGCAAGUUCUAUUAUUUUUGAAUUUCCAUGUAAACGAUUACUUAAAGAAGGCUUAUCAGUAAGUUCAACAUGUAAUCAAGCUAAUGUUGGUUAUAAAUUAUUCACUGAUGAACUUUGUCCAUCACUUUUAAUUAUAUCAGAAAUUGAUGAUGAAGCUCGUGGAAAAACAAUGGCAACAAUACCAUUAGGAAACUCCAUAACAGAGCAACGUGGUGUUAAAGAAUUUGCUCUAUUACGUGUGGUUUCAUUGGAUGGUAAACAAACAGUUGUAACAACAUUACCAAAUGAAUAUAGAUAUGAUAUUAAAAAGAAAUUAUUUCCAACAGAUUAUAAAACUGUUCUUUCAGCAAGAUAUCAUAUUGUGAAUCAGGCUAAUGGACAAAAAUCAGCGGAAACAUUUGAAACUUUGACAACAGGGGUUUAUACCGUACUUAUUUAUAAUACAGAAGAUUCGAAGUUACAUGUUGUUCUUAUUGAAGAUGUACCACCAUUUACAGUACAUAUUUUAUGGCAAACAAUUCAAUAUAUUUUAAUGACUGCUGCUGAAAUGCUUGUUAGUAUAACAGGUCUUAUAUUUGCAUAUUCUCAAGCACCAAAACGUUAUAAAUCAGUAAUUAUGUCAGCAUGGUUAUUAACAACAGCUUUUGGUGAUCUUAUUGUAGUUCUAGUUGCUGAAGUUCGAUUAGUCAAAGAUCAAGCUGGUGAAUUUUUUCUAUUUGCUGGUUUAAUGGCUUGUGCAGCGCUUGUGUUUGGUGCACUUGGUUUACGUUAUAAAGAAAUCAAACCAACUGAUGAUGAUUCCGAAGAUCAACAAUUAAUUAUUGACAAAACAGCUCCUGAACCUGAAGAUGUUAUUCCAUUAUCAAAUUAA
Messenger RNA from Rotaria sp. Silwood1, 2187 nucleotides. Lineage: Eukaryota; Metazoa; Rotifera; Eurotatoria; Philodinida; Philodinidae. The record is from the annotation of a GenBank genome assembly.